Molecule: messenger RNA, 5079 nt
Organism: Bemisia tabaci
Lineage: Eukaryota; Metazoa; Arthropoda; Insecta; Hemiptera; Aleyrodidae
Gene: Pdi
Product: protein disulfide isomerase
Biological process (GO): protein folding; response to endoplasmic reticulum stress
Cellular component (GO): endoplasmic reticulum
Molecular function (GO): protein disulfide isomerase activity
Source: RefSeq, a predicted model, not a curated record
CAUCUCACAGCGGAAAGUUAUCCCAAAAGAACGUGUAUUGUAUUUAGUACAGUUAGUUUAGGCUUGUCGGUGUUCUGCUCCCCGGUAACAAGUUAAAAAUCAUCUCACAGGUUGUGGUGCUAAGUUUUCAAUCAUGUUGAACUUUAAAAUGUAUCUUUUAGCCCUUGUAUUUGCGGUCGCAUUUGCAGAAGAGGAGAUCAAAACUGAGGAAAAUGUGUUAGUCUUGAACAAAGACAAUUUCCAAUCAGCACUAGCCAAUAAUGAAUUUAUUCUGGUAGAAUUUUAUGCACCAUGGUGUGGCCAUUGUAAAGAACUCGCACCCCAGUAUGCCAAGGCUGCAACUGCACUCGCUGAUGAAAAAUCCAACAUCAAGCUUGCGAAAGUUGAUGCAACGAUUGAGACUGAACUGGCCGAGCAGCAUGAUGUGAAAGGUUUCCCAACGCUUAAGUUCUUCAUCAAAGGAAAUGCUGUGGAUUACUCAGGAGGCCGACAAGCCGAUCAGAUCAUCAGCUGGCUCAAGAAGAAGACUGGACCUCCUGCCACCGAACUCAAAUCAGUCUCUGACGCCAAAGAAUUUAUUGAUGCUCAUGAUGUGUCUAUCGUUGGAUUCUUCAAGGAUGCUGAAAGUGAAAAUGCGAAAGUAUUCUUGUCUGCUGCCAGUCUCAUCGACAGUCAUCCCUUUGCCAUCACCGCUGACGACAGCGUUUUCUCUGAACACAAGGUCGAAUCAGACAAAAUUGUCUUGUUCAAGAAGUUUGACGAAGGCAGGAAUGAUUUCGAGGAAGAAUACUCCGUUGAAACCAUUAAGAAAUUCAUUGCCACCCAAGGUUUGCCAUCUGUCGUUGAAUUCAACCAUGAAACUGCCCAGAAAAUAUUCGGAGGUGACAUCAAGAGCCACUUGCUCCUCUUCUUGUCAAAGAAAGCUGGCCACUACGAUACUCACGUUAAAGCUGCUGAAAAAGUCGCUCCUCAAUUCAAAGGACAGGUUCUGUUCGUUUCAAUCAAUGCUGAUGAUGAAGACCAUCAAAGAAUCCUUGAGUUCUUCGGUAUGAAGCCUGACGAAGUUCCAACCAUGAGAGUUAUCAAAUUAGAAGACGACAUGUCCAAAUACAAACCCGCUAAGCCAGAUCUCACCGAGGAAAACAUCCGAUUCUUCGUUUCUGAAUUCGUAGCUGGAAAUCUGAAACAACACUUGUUAUCGCAAGAUCUGCCUGAGGAUUGGGACAAGAACCCAGUUAAAGUUCUAGUAGCCAGUAACUUUGAUGAAGUUGCUUUUGAUAAGUCAAAGACAGUCCUUGUAGAAUUCUAUGCUCCAUGGUGCGGUCAUUGCAAACAGUUAGCUCCAGUUUAUGAAAAAUUGGCUGAAAGCUUCAAAGACAAGGAAGACAUCGUCAUUGCUAAGAUUGACUCAACUCUCAACGAGCUGGAGCAUACCAAGAUCAGUAGUUUCCCAACUCUCAAAUUGUACAUGGCGGGCGACAACAAGAUCAUCGAAUACAAUGGUGAAAGAACUCUGGAGGGUCUCACGAAGUUCCUAGAUACCAAGGGAGAAUAUGGCCAAGCUGCUCCUGACGCUGAUACCGAGGAAGAAGAUGAAGAUGAUGAUCUGCCGAAGAAGGAUGAAUUGUAAAAAGUCGAGUUGUGAUACGUUUCUGUUUUAAUUUCAUGAGAUAUUAUUGUUUUCUGUGGGAUCUAUUUUUGUUAAAUCUUCAGAUAAUUUACUUUUUCAUCUUUGAAACAAUCCUACUGUAAAUAUUUUUAGUAAGUCUGAAGUACCCCCUGAACGAACUUUUCUAAUCUAAUUUCCUCAUCCAAAUCGAUCGACCUUAAUUCUUCUGUGAAAGUAUUUUUAUGGUUAAUAACAAGGUAGAUUUCUGUAAGGCAACAAGAAUAUUGAGUAAUUUUAAUCUCUUUUUUGAUGUGGUCUAAAGAGAAAUUGUAAAUCAGGUUAGUCAUUCAGUCACGCUCUAGUCCUAGAUUAGUACACGGUGUCAAUUUGCUGUUUAAUUUGGAUCUCCUCAUGCAUUUGCUGUUAAAUGACCAGUCUAUUGUCCGUUCUCGCAAUGUUAAUUGGCUCCUCAUGUAUUAAUUAUUUUUUUGAGUACCUGGAAGGGACUAAUUUUAAAAUGUUGAAAACAUCAUGAUGAAGUUUUAUUGUGCGUAUUUUAUUGCCUGGUACAUUUCACAAACUUUCCUUAUGAGAAUUAAAUCGAGAGAAGCUUAAAAAAGUAGGAAAAGCUGUGUAUCAUGUUUAGUUAAAUUAUUAGCUGUAAGUAACAUUUGAUAAAAGACAUUGAAAGAGCCAUUAGUUUCUCUGUUUGAAGACCACACAUAAUGAAUCUACUGUUCUGUCAUUUCUUUAUUGUCAGAUGGAGCAUGAAAUAACCUAAAUUUUAGUUUUUUGAGCAGUCGACAGUAUCUUAACCCUUUGCACCAUGACUUACAUUAUUUAGAAAGCUGUUUUGUCGCCAACCUUUUCAACAUAGUAUAAGGUAUAUUGUAUUGUUCAUUUUCAACACUGUUUCCCUUUAAAUCUGCGAACACUAAAAUAGUGUUAAGAGCAUUAAUUUUUGUGUUCAUGCUUUAAGUGUGAAAGUACUUUUUUUGCAGUCUGGAUUGUUUCCUUGUUUUAUAAAUUUUGUUUUAAUCAAAAUUUGUGCUGAAAAGAGAAAUCUUCUGUGAAAAACUCUAAGGGCCAAAUUUAUUUAAUAACCCCCUAAAACUUUUUGUUUAGACGUCUUCUUGAAAUUAAAGAUAUAACCCUGUUGGAAGAGUAAUUUUUCCGUCAGUUACAUUAUUCCGAUUGGUCAGAAACAAAAAAAUUGCAAUACUGAUGUUUAAAAUAACGUUGGAAUGUUUAAGUUAUGGUGCUCUUGGAGAGAAUCAGUCGGUGCUUAGUAUGUAGUUCCCUAAUUCUGAUUUCAGUGUAUAGUUUAGUUCUUUUAUGUGAAAUGUACCAUGAUGGCAUCAACAUCGGAAAUAUUUAUGAUUUACUCUUCAAAUCACAUCACUUUACUUUAGUUUCGUUUAAUAUUAAGUUUUUGCUUUGCAUUUUCAAUUUUCAAUUUUAACAAUUCAUUCCUGAAAUUAUGCUGAUUUUUAUGCCCCCUCCUUUAUCAUGUAGGAUUAUCAAAUCUUUGACUCUGAAAUCGGACCUUUUGGUUUUUAGUUUUAUGAAAGAAUCAGUCAUCAUCUUCCAACUGUGCCAGUAUUUAUCAUUGGUUUAGUAAUGGUUGUCACUUCUAAAUUUUUACUGAUUUGAAAAGGGUUAAAUGAAGGUGCUUCAUUCAAGUUCUGAAAUUAUCAUAGUAUAUACAACUCUCUACAACUAGAAUGAUACUGAACCAGAUUCAGGGGAAUUUCACCAUGUUUUCCAGUAGUUUUUGAUCAAUUUUUAUUAUUUAUUAACAAUUCAAAGAGGUUCUAAUUACAAGUUUCCAAAGUUAUUUAUAUUUACGCAUUUGUAGAUCAAUGAAUUCACAGGUAACAAACAAUAACAAAAAGGCUCUCUCCUAAUAUUUGCUGGUUAACCGUAGCUCUAUGAAUUCAACUUCAAUAUACUGGAGAGAAUGUUGUAGAGAUGAAAAGAUUUUUGCAAAGCAGUGAAUUGCAUUAGUACUUACAUUCUUCAUUCUUGCCCUGCCGCAAUGUGCUAGGAAUUGUGUUUGCUCUUUACUUUGUCACAUGAUUUUUGUAGUUUUGAUGCCAUCUUUGGUCAAGUAAGAGGAAUCUCAAAAUCUAUUAGUGUGUUGAUAAUCAGAUCAUCAGCUCUUAAAGAGUUCAGUCUCAAUAAUGGAUAUAAUUCUUUUUCAUGAUGAGGUUUAUUUUAGUGGAAGUGCCUAAAGCAUUUUUAUUCGUAUGUAAGUAAGAAUGCCGUGAUCUUGAUGAAUGUUAAGAUAUCUAGAACACUUUACCUUUCUUUAUAAUCAAUGGAGCACUGAAAUGUGUCUGACGCUUGUGAUGACAUAAUAUUAAUGGUAAUAAUGAUAAUAUUUAAUGUUGUGCUGUGGCUCUAAAUUUUUUUGAACAUCCAUCUAAACUUUUUGAAUAAGAAUCCUUCUUAUCGCAACGCAAAUACUGGAUCAGUUUUUUCCCAUGUCUAUUUCUUUCCUUUUUCUUUACAAUACUUUUUGUUGCAGCAUCAGACUUCCAUUAAACUAACUUCUCUGUGGUACAACUUUCUAAAGUGAAUUUCCUCUUUUCCCUGUUUCAUUUUUAAGGACUCUAUAAAUUUAGUGCCAAUUCUCUCAGGCUCCUCUGAUUUGUUUAAUUUUAUGUACUUUUCCUAACUAGAAAAAAAAUACUGCUAGUUUAUUGUCAUUGAAUUGAAUCUGUGUGAUGCAGUCUGUGCAUAUUGACUGAGUGUGGAAUCUAACUUCUCUCGUUUUUUAAUUUGUGCUUAAUUGUCUCGUAAUGUUGUAUUUCAUUUCAUCGUGCAUCUGUCUAAUACAGAAUAUCAUCAAAUGUGACCUUCAAUUGAAAGUUAUUUAUUUGUUUAGACAUAUAAUGACGUUUUUUCGUGAGCAAGGAUACUCAUCUCUCACAGAGACUUUAAUUUUUGUAGCAGAUGUAAUGUAUUGUUUUCCUCUUUACCAUCACUAAUUCUUUUAGUCUUCUUCAUUACUUGAAAUUGCACAAUAAUUUAUGUGAGUCAGUGUAUGCCCAAUUAUCCUUAUAUUAAAUCCUCCUCAUUUGCUGGACAAUACACAAGACCAGUUUGUUUCACUUGAGAGUAUAUUAUUCUCCUCUGAAUACUUGUAAUGAAUAUUUUCAUUCACUCUGGAAGUCCAAACGAAAUUAAAUGUGGGUUUUAUUGAGAAACAUUACGAAGGGAUGCAGGAAAUUGUGAAAUCAGAUUUGAAAAUCAGUAAGAAUUUGUGAAAUCCCAAUGAAAAAAUUUUCUUGUCUAUUUUCCUUCCCUGUAAAAAGUAGUCUUAUUUUAAUAAGGUAUGGAGCUAAUUCUAUUUAUUUAGUUCGAUUAUUUAUUUUUUUUAAUACUUUUUUAAGGAAAUCACAAUGUAAUUAGUGUACAGUCGAUGCUAGAUUUAUUGUUUUCUAAUAAACUACUCCACCCACACA